AUGGAGAGCGCCCUCUCGCCGUCGCCGGAGGCGGUGGGGAUGCUGCACGAGAUGGCGCUCCGGGACAGCCAGCAGGGGGAGGAGCCCGAUCUGCCCGACGAGCAGCUGCGCUCCAACGACCAGCUCCAGAAAGACGAGAUGCUGGCAGUGGAGGCAAUUUAUGGAGACAAUUUAAACAUUCUUGGUGAAAAUUCUGUACCACGGUAUUUCCAGAUCUAUGUAUAUUGCGAAAUUCCAGAUGGUAUCAGUGUGUCCGCGGAACUCCGAGGUGUUGAUGAUUACCCAAACAACCAGUCCAAAUUCAGUGUCGAGCACUUGGCUCCAAUAUCACUGACAUGCCUUAUGCCUCCAUCGUACCCGAGCCAUCAUCCUCCAUACCUCUCUCUCGGUGUACAGUGGUUGGAUAGUGUGAAGGUCUCGACCCUUUGUCAUAUGCUUGACUCAAUUUGGGCACAGCAGUCUGGACAGGAAGUUAUUUUUGAGUGGGUGCAGUGGCUGGAGAGUUCUACGCUCUCUCAUCUUGGUUUUGAUGGCGGGAUAAUCAUACACAAGUCUGAUAGUACGAUGGCUCCUGUGGAUGCUCGUGUUACUGGAGAGAUUCUGUCUGUAGAGGAUGUUGUUCAACAGUUGAUCAGCUAUGAUGAAGAGCAAUGCCUUGAAACAUUUCGUCGUGGCCUCCAUGUCUACACAAUUUGUUUCAGUGAGCACCCAGUAAGGGAGAACACUACUGAUACAGUAUAUAUUGGACACUGA
Messenger RNA from Triticum turgidum subsp. durum (durum wheat), 753 nucleotides. Lineage: Eukaryota; Viridiplantae; Streptophyta; Magnoliopsida; Poales; Poaceae. The record is from the annotation of a GenBank genome assembly.